AUGUCCGCAGGCGCAGUUCUCUCACAAUUUUCAAAUUUACUUAACUACAUGGAGUCUUUUGGUCCCAAAUUGAGCUCUAACAUCCGCCCAAACCGCGACCAAUUGGACGAGAUUCAGAAGCUGAGGGAUCGACUUAAACCAGCUUUGGCUACUAUCGAGUCUCAUGUGGAACAUCUGUUGAAGAAAGCAACUCCGACAGUUAAAGACCGAAAUCUUGCAAACCAAAUCCGAUCUUUCCAAGUCGCCGACCAAUUCGAUCCAGCACUGUUUAGAAAGAAUCUAGUGCUUAUCUUUCGAGGACCAGAUGAAUCUGCAUUAGAUGCAGACAAAGUGAGAAUAAGGAAAGCCAAAUCUCGAACUCGAUGCGAAAAGCUUUGCGCCGAGUCUCCCCACUUGAUUCUGAGGUGGGCAAUGUCACUUCAGCCAUCGGCGUGGGUCCACCCAACAGUCAUGGCGGAUAGUACAUUCGAUUUUCUCAUUAGAGAUUUGAAGGCAAUCUUCGAUCAAAUACCUUCUAGGGUCGCUGAAAGCCUACAUUGCUUGAAGAACGAGGAGCCCUUAAAACCUUGCGAACAGUUCCAAGAAUUUGUCAAAUUUAUAGAUCAAUCGAUCAGUGUGGAAGAACAAGAGAAUAAGGCGCGAUACAAACGGAAGCGUACAGAAGAAAGUUUACCAACGGAAGGAAAACUUUAUGCCACAGAGAGUGAUAAUAAACAGAUGAUAGAACAAAGAAGCAAAGAAAUCGACUACAAAAUGUCAUCCAUGCCGUCCGGCAAGCUGCCACAUUUGAUCAAACGUCUUUCGUGGGCGAUAGAGAGUAGCGAGCAAUGGAAGUGGGAAAGACGAGUCUUCGCUGAGAGGCUGGGGGGUAGCGAUGCCGAGACAACAGAUUGCCUGAACUUUUUCGUCCCAAAAGAUCGAAGUCAAGAUAUAUCCAUCACCUUGGUGGUUGGUCGCCGUGCUGGAUUUGAUUUGAUAUACGAAGCAGAAGUUGAAAUUAUUCGCGUUUAA
Molecule: messenger RNA, 1011 nt
Organism: Penicillium vulpinum
Lineage: Eukaryota; Fungi; Ascomycota; Eurotiomycetes; Eurotiales; Aspergillaceae
Exons: 2
Coding region: 1-1011 (336 amino acids)
Source: RefSeq, a predicted model, not a curated record